AAAAAGCGUUUUGCACACGCAUUUGUUUGUGUGUCUGUUUAAGGUCGAAGCCUCGAAGGAACCGCGCAUGCAAUCUUAACAAGAGAAAGAAGAGACACUUCCAAAAAAUUGUCACACCACAAACCACCGUUUCAAAGAGUCUGCAACAUCCAUCAAUUUGGCUUUAGUUUCAAGUUGAAGUAAGAUGGGAGGGGGAACAAACAACAAUGAUGAGUCUAGUGACAGAGGGCUAUUUUCAAAUCUUGCUGGCUUUGCUGCUGGACACUUUCCCCGGCCUGGAUCACACAAUGGAUAUCCCCCACAAGGUUACCCUCCUCAAGGUGGGUACCCUCCCCAAGGCGGGUACCCUCCCCACGGCGGGUACCCUCCUCAAGGCGGGUACCCUCCCCAAGGGGGAUACCCUCCCCAAGGGGGAUACCCUCCCCAUGGUGGACACUCUCCUUCAGGUGGGUACCCUCCAUCUGGGUAUCCUACUCCCCCUGCAGGAUAUCCACCAACCGCCCAUCCGGCGGCUGGUGGAUAUCCGCCAGCCAGUUAUCCAGGUCAAUCAGCUCCACAUCAUUCAGGGCGUGGAUCUGGCAUGGGAAUGGGAACGAUGCUAGCUGGGGGUGCUGCCGCCGCAGCUGCUGGUUACGGGGUUCACCAUCUUGUUCAUGGGCGUGGUGGUGGUGGCGGCGGCUAUGGUUAUGGGGGUUACCAUGGUGGCGUUGGUCAUGGGAAGUUCAAGCAUGGCAAACAUGGCAAGUUUAAGCAUGGAAAGCAUGGCAAGUUCAAGAAAUGGAAGUAAUUAAUAGCUUAUCCAGGCAAAUAUAAUCGUCAGUUCAAGAUCUAAUUCCCUCUAUUGAUAAUACUGCAGUACAAUUGGACUACCAUUAUUUAUUCUUGGCCUUUUAUUCUUUUUAUUCUUUUUUUUUUCUUUCUGAAAGCUGCUAUUGUGCAUGUCA
This is a messenger RNA of Prunus mume (Japanese apricot), 944 nucleotides long. NCBI's taxonomy places the organism in Eukaryota, Viridiplantae, Streptophyta, Magnoliopsida, Rosales, Rosaceae. The record is from RefSeq and is a predicted model, not a curated record.